CACAUUUUCGCCUCGUUAUGAAAACAAAAUGGCUGCGCCCAUGAGUGUGUACAAGUCGACAAUCACAAUGUUUUCUCCCAGUUUUAGUUGGGAUUAUUCCUACUUGAAAUUUUUCUACCCAAGAAUUUGGAAAUGGAAAGAAAAUUUUUAGUUAUAAGUUGUAAGAACCAAAACAAAAAAAUUGGAGUUGAAAAUUUUGAUGUGAAUGACAUAAGAAAAAUUGUGAAGGACAGAUUUUUCAUUGAAAAUCCACACAUUACUUAUUUCGACAAUGAUGUUGAUGACUGGGUGGACCUGGAUCCCGAAAGUAAUGAGUAUUUGAGAGACUUGAAAGUACUAAAAGUUAAAGUACAUGUAGUUGAUGAAGCUCCAACAGUGAUAGAGCCUAAGCAAGAUUCAUGUAGCAGUAAUGAAAAUGAGAAUAAUAUACCCCCACUGCCUCCUCUUCCUUCCUUGCCAAGUACAAGUCAACAACAGGAACAGAAUGUGAUAAAAGAGAAAACGCCUACUCCUAGCGUGCCGAAGGAAAUGCAAAAGAAGUUAACAAGCAAGAGUUGGAGUAAAAUCUACCGAGUUCCUAAGGGAAACUUUGCCAGAGGGGUGGUUGAUAAACUUGGUGCAGAGGAGGAGCUGUCAUCCAGUGAAAGGAAAAAUAUGCUUGAAGCUAUAUAUAACGAUGUUACAAAGUUUGAUGGUGGAAUGUACCCUACAUCAGAUAUGUAUGACGACAUUGUGGAUGGUUUGCUGAGAGAAUAUCCAUACUUACUCACAGUGGGAGGACUGCCAGCAAAUUCUGCGAGGACUUUCUGGAAAGAUCGAAUCAUCUAUAAAUUUGGAAAUGCAAGAAAAACUGUGGACAAAAGUCACCAAGAAGUAGUACAGAAAAAAAGAAAAAAGGAGCAAAAAAUGGAGGCCAUGAAAGAUUUGAAACAGUUUACUUGGGGUUUAGGAAAUUUUCUUCCUAAACAAUCUCCCAGUGAAGAUGAGACUUCAAUAAAACUUCAUGUUUCAUGGUUGAAAAGGGAAAACAAGAAAAGUAUUGAUAUUGAUCACCAAAAUGUCAAAGUGAAAAUGGACAUAACGUUUCCAUACAGGCGCAGCCUUAUUGUGAAUGACAAGCUUGCAGUGAGUGAAGUUGUCGAUGCUUUUCCUUGGCUUGGAUCCUAUAGAGAGAUUCUUGAUGAGUUCAAAAGAUUGUGCCCCAACACAGUAACAGAUGACAUUGAAGAACUAAUGGGAGAAAGCCUAAGGAAGUACCGGAAGGCAGUACUGAAAGUAAACACUGGAAAGAAAAAACCAACCUUCCUGAAAGAAAUAGAACAUACUUCGGCCCAAUACAGAACUGAAAGUCAGAGAAAUUAUGCUGAUGACUGCAUAGCAAUAAUAGGAUUAUUUCUAUUGUGCAAAGAGAACCCUGAAAAAAUUCUUCUUUUUUCAAGAGGACCGACUGCAUGCACCCCCAUGGCAAUAGGAAUUAAAAUUAAUCAGAACAUUUUGUCCAUGGACAAUGAAGCAUUUGAAAUACUAUUGGAAAAUGAAAGUGUAUUCAAAUGUGAGAAUUUUUUCCAAGCUUUUUGUGGGUUAAUUGCUACAAUUUAUGUAUUUAACAUUGCAUACCCAAAACCUGUUGAGAAAACAUUCAUGUUUUUUCAACAGGUCAUGAUAGGGUUGAAAGAUGAGGGAGGACAUCACAACAUCGAUAAAAGAAUUUUAGGGGUUCUGACAAACAUCAACAGAGAGUUGAAAAACAUUUAAGUUCGAAUGAUUUGUUUGGUUACCCUCAUUUUCUAAGAUGUUUUACUUGGAAAAUUGUUUUCUACUGUUAAUGAAGAUUUUCCAGUUUUAACACAUUUCAUCAUCUUUCUCUGUGUGUGUGUGUGUGUGUG
Messenger RNA from Saccostrea echinata, 1886 nucleotides. RefSeq names its product sterile alpha motif domain-containing protein 3-like. The transcript has 7 exons. Lineage: Eukaryota; Metazoa; Mollusca; Bivalvia; Ostreida; Ostreidae. The coding region runs from base 133 to 1755 and encodes 540 amino acids. The record is from RefSeq and is a predicted model, not a curated record.